Molecule: messenger RNA, 2076 nt
Organism: Lithohypha guttulata
Lineage: Eukaryota; Fungi; Ascomycota; Eurotiomycetes; Chaetothyriales; Trichomeriaceae
Exons: 2
Coding region: 1-2076 (691 amino acids)
Biological process (GO): regulation of DNA-templated transcription; DNA-templated transcription
Molecular function (GO): DNA binding; zinc ion binding; DNA-binding transcription factor activity, RNA polymerase II-specific
Source: RefSeq, a predicted model, not a curated record
AUGUCGGACGAAGAGAGAGCACCACGUACGCCUGCUUGUGUAAAUUGUGUUCGCAGAAAGAUCAAGUGCGACCGGUCAUCACCCUGCUCAAGUUGUGUUACAGCCAAGAUCCCUUGUCACUUUGCAUCGAAGCGUCCAGAGAGGAAACAGCGACUUCAUCCAUCAGCACGUUACGAUGAGAAGUUGAAUUAUAUCUGUCAGCAACUUGGAGGACUAUCAAGCACUUUAGAGGCGCUCGUCGAAGCUAAUGGACAGCCUAACCCACAAAUACUGGCCACUCUCGAUAGUGGAAGUCAAUCGAUAGGCGACUCUACCCUGAGCGAGCAUACAAAGAAUACUACCGGGGUGAAUAGAUUAAGUCAGCAAGGAUACACUUCGAAUGGCCCGAGCCCGAGAGAAGGCGUUGCUCAGGACGUGGUGCGAACAUUGCUGCAUGAUGCUAAGGCCGAGGAUUUACUCACAUCGGAGCAUGCCUCGUCUCAAUCUUGCGCUUUCUCCCAAUACCCACAGCUAGCAGAUUUGAGCUUGCCACCAAUGGAUCAUGUACUUCGUUUAUUGACAUUCAUGAGAUUGUCGCCACAAAGAUAUUUUGCUGACAAGCCUGAAAUGGACGAGGACGAGUUCGCUGAGGUGUGCCAGAAGGUGUACUUUCCAACAAAGCAGUUUUCAGUGUUCGCCUGGGUUAGUAUGAACUGCGUGCUUUUCCACCUUUUUCGAGAUCUAGACGAUGCGGGUAUCAUGAGACUGCAGUUGACGAAGCUUCAAGCUUCUCAAAACAGCAAAGUCUGCUUCAACAAUGUCGGAAAAGCAACGCAGAUUCUGAACAUUUGCGUGCCCUCCUCAUCGGAAGCUGUUUGCGCGCUUGUAUCCGCUGCAGCGGUGAACAUGGAGAAUGCGGAUGGAUUCCUGGCGUGGAAACUAGUCUGCACUGCCGCGAGAAUGGCACUUGACUUGGGAUAUCAUAGAUUGAAUACAGAUUCCAUAAAUAAGCAAGCCAACAAAGCGCGAAAGCUUUUCUGGUACGUGUACGGCAUGGACAAAUCGCUCGCAUUCAACUUUGGUAGAACCUCAACAAUUCAAGAUUACGAUAUCAGUACUGCGCCUCCGACAUAUGCCGAUGACUUUGGAGGCAAGUGGGGCGUUACUUUACUGGAUCAUCUCGACUACGUUAAGUUGCAGUACGAUAUUUAUGAGCAGCUUAUGUCAGCAAGAGCUCGAAGAGAAGAGCCGGCCGUUCGAACGUCUAGAGUUCACGAUUUUGUAAAGAGACUUCUUCGGAUCAAAGCCAACUAUGCUGCGGCAUUAGAACAGGGAUCAUACUCUCAACCUGGACUAGCUCACUCGCUCGAGCUAGCCUUUUCUUCAGUCCUUACCUUAGUAUAUCGGGAAUUGGCUCCGGACUCUUCAGGUGCGGUUUACGACGUCGACUCUGACCAACACAGUCCUCAUCUCUUUCACACCUCUUGCAUAGAAGCUGGACGAGCAGCACUGAUCGGACUCGUCCAAGGAUGGAUGGCAGUCCAGAAAGAGUCCAAUACAAAUGCUAUGAGAACCUUUGUCAACAUGUCAUUUCUCUUUAUGCCCUUUAUGCCAUUUGUUGCGGUUUUCAGCAAUCAAAUCGUUAGUGCCAGUCAAGAAGAUCUGAUACUGCUCAGAGAGGUCGUAAAGAUCAUCGGAACUGCCAAGGAUGUUAGUGCCGCGUUCGGAAAGACGUAUAACGCAUACUCGAAGCUCUUGAUGCUUGCGGAAGCUCGUGCUAAUGGAGGCGAAGCUGGAAGACAAAGGUUUGCACAACCUCAGCCGACGCAAUCAGAUGGUCUGCACGAUCAAGUCAGCCAAGCUGAGGUCACAGAUGACCGCCGAUCGCCCAGAAGAUCUACAGUCGAUAACAGCAUGAUCAAUAUGGAUGUACCACCAUCUUCCAUGAUGAGCUGGGAGACGAGUGAUUUCGACGUAUCACAUCAAGAUUGGAACACCAUGUUCAAUGAAUUCGAUCUUGGCCUAGGUGCGGAAAGUACACGAAACAUGAUGCCUUGGCUGGAACAGCAUAUGGAUGGCGUCAAUGCUCGUGAUUGA